UUUCUUUUUAAAAAUUUUAUCUCCGCUCUCUCUAAUCAGUCUCUCUCUCUCUCUCUCUCUCUCUCCUCUCACGGCGAUGCCCACGGCGCCGUUUGCCAUCGGAAAUGUCGCCGUUCUCCCUCGCGCCGCCGUUAAACUUCGGCCACGUGGGGCCGUUUUCCGCCAGCUACAUCGGCGUUCAACGUCUCGACCUCUUCUCUGUUCAAUCACCAGUGAACUAAGCCAACAAGAAGAGGAUCGUGAGGUUCCAUCGCAAGGAUUGCCCCCGGUGGCAGGAGGAAUAGUAGCAUUGGGAAAGUUUGAUGCCCUUCACAUCGGUCAUCGAGAACUUGCAAUUCAAGCAGCAAAGGUUGGACCUCCAUUUCUUUUGUCAUUUGUUGGAAUCGCAGAGGUGCUUGGUUGGGAACCUAGGUCUCCCAUAGUUGCCAAAUGUGAUCGGAUGCGAGUUCUUUCCUCUUGGGCCCCAUACUGUAAUAACAUGAUUCCAGCAGAGUUUCAAGUUGAAUUUUCAAGUGUUCGACAUCUCACUCCUCGACAAUUUGUUGAGAAGUUGGCAAAAGAGCUUGGAGUACGUGGAGUUGUUGCAGGUGAAAAUUACCGAUUUGGAUAUAGAGCUGCUGGCGAUGCAUUAGAGCUGGUGAGGCUGUGUGAAGAGUAUGGUUUGGGGGCUUACAUUAUAGGUUCUGUUAUGGACAAGAAACAAUAUGCCAGAAAUAUGAACUCCAGUGAUUCAAAAGAGAGAGGACAAGUCUCAUCAACUCGUGUUCGUCGUGCCCUUGCCGUAGGGGAUAUGAGAUAUGUUUCAGAGCUUUUGGGUCGUAAACAUCGGCUUAUAUUGAUGGCAAAGGACCAGGAAGGAUUUACCAGCAACAAAAGUAGGGUGUCAGCUCCGAAGUCCUGUUUGUUAAAUCUAGCACCAAAGGAGGGUCUAUAUGAGAAGUGCUCUCUUUUUAUUGGUGAGGACAACCUAGUACCAUGUAAAGUAGUUAUUGACACAAAGCAUGUUCAUAUUGAAAUGGAUGAGAUAGGUACAUUUAAUAUUGUCGGUAAUCAAGACUUGCGGCUCUUAUGUAUUGAAUUUGGUGAUUCAGGAACUUGAUUCAAUUAAUACUUUUUUUCCAUAU
Molecule: messenger RNA, 1124 nt
Organism: Quercus lobata
Lineage: Eukaryota; Viridiplantae; Streptophyta; Magnoliopsida; Fagales; Fagaceae
Product: FAD synthetase 2, chloroplastic-like
Exons: 5
Coding region: 77-1099 (340 amino acids)
Biological process (GO): riboflavin biosynthetic process; FAD biosynthetic process
Cellular component (GO): chloroplast
Molecular function (GO): FMN adenylyltransferase activity
Source: RefSeq, a predicted model, not a curated record